This is a messenger RNA of Pneumocystis jirovecii RU7, 1203 nucleotides long. RefSeq lists its product as uncharacterized. Gene Ontology annotation, molecular function: protein binding. Gene Ontology annotation, cellular component: nuclear pore outer ring. The record is from RefSeq and is a predicted model, not a curated record. Bases 1 to 1203 code for a protein of 400 amino acids. The transcript has 5 exons. NCBI's taxonomy places the organism in Eukaryota, Fungi, Ascomycota, Pneumocystomycetes, Pneumocystales, Pneumocystaceae.
AUGGAAUCAAAAAUAAUUUUGCCUGUAUCUAGCUUUUUGGAUCAAAAGCAAAAAACAGUAGUAUACAACAUUUCGGGUUCUGUAGUUGAAUUUUGCCCUUUUGAACAGUCAUCAUCUUUACUUGCACUGGGUAAUAAGCAGGGGAUAAUACUUUUGAAAAGAACAUUUUUUGAGAUCGAUGAAUUAGGAGAUGUUUCUAAAUUACAAUUUAAAGAGAGAUGGGGCCUUAAGCAAAUCCUUUAUGUUCAAUUAGGAGCUAGGGUUACAUCAAUUGCUUUUUCUCCUACAACAUAUACAGAUAUCGUAGAUGUGGAAAAAUUUUCAGUAACAUUGGCUAUUGCAGCUGAAGAGAAUAAUGCAUGGUUUCUUAAGUCGUCUUCUGAAUCUAAAGAUCCAAAACUAGUAACCCUUGGAGGAACAUCGGGUCAUCAAGAUUUUAUUAAUGAUGUCGAUAUUACAUAUAUUAACAUUACGGAUGAUGUUGAUAAAAUGGUUUUUACUGGGGAUAUUAUUGCGACAGGAGGUGACGAUUGUACUGCAAUAGUAUGGAGAAUAACUAAUGAUUCUCCUCAAAUAUCUGCCUAUAGUACAGGGUCACCUGUGGUUAGUGUUAAAUUUCAUAAAUUUUAUCCUCGAAGAUUAUUAGUUGGUGAAUAUAAUAAAACUAUAAAAGUUUUGGACUGGGCAGAUGCUGGUGGAAAAUGGUUAAUUGGUUUGUGUUUAGAACAUCCUCUUUAUACCUCAGUAAAGUCCAAUUUAGCUACAUGUCUUGUAGAUGUAGAUUGGAUUGGUAAUAAAGAUGAUAUUGGCAGAAUCAUUGCUGCUGUUAGUAAUGGGUCUUGGUUUCUUUGGAGUUUUGAUGGAAAAAAUAACAAUAUAAGUGCUUUUCCUAUUGUUAAAGGCUGUAUUGGUAGCCAAGCAAAUGUUAAGCAGAUAAUAUUUCGACCAGGGCAUCCUGAUAUUUUUGCAAUUUGUUUUCAAGGAUUUUUAAAAUCAUCUAUAUCUCAUAUAAAAUUAAUUAAUGUUUUUGUUGGUAUGGACCCAAUUGAUAUUGUACUUCCUCUUCCUGAAACAUUGAAGCCUGAGGAUUCAUAUAUCAGUUGGCAUGCAAAUGAAGGCGUUAUUGCUAUAUGUCGUAAUAGCAGUUUAAUGAUUUCUUGUAUUAUGGAUGAUAAUUUUUCUUUAAAUAUGCGUGAUUUUUAA